Oreochromis niloticus (Nile tilapia) is the source of this 2226-nucleotide messenger RNA. Its product is annotated as succinate-semialdehyde dehydrogenase, mitochondrial. Gene Ontology annotation, molecular function: succinate-semialdehyde dehydrogenase (NAD+) activity. Lineage: Eukaryota; Metazoa; Chordata; Actinopteri; Cichliformes; Cichlidae. Gene Ontology annotation, cellular component: mitochondrion. The coding region runs from base 214 to 1758 and encodes 514 amino acids. The transcript has 10 exons. Gene Ontology annotation, biological process: GABA catabolic process. The record is from RefSeq and is a predicted model, not a curated record.
UGUGUGUUUCUCCCGCCUCUAAAAGCAAACUUGUCCCCGGCAGAGACGAAGAGCUCCGGGCGGAAGGCCCGCUGCAUUUGAACGGAGUCACGUGACUGUCGCACCGGUUGAAACCGACAGAAAGCCGCAGGAGGCUCGAGCUGCAGAUCUGCGCGGACGAACGGAUUAAACAUCCAGCACAGAGUCCGACUCCCCGGCUGCACACCCCCCGGUAUGUCCGCUGUUGUCUGCGUGCUGAAGACCCGCUGCUUCCUCCGGCAGCUCCUCCCCGGCCUGCCCGCCGCCAUGCACAGAAGCUACAGCCUGGAUGUCUCCGCUCCGCUCCUCCGGACGCAGGGCUACGUGGACGGCCGCUGGAUCUCCGCUGCCUCGGUGUUCCCCGUCCUGGACCCGGCCACCGGACAGGAGAUAGUCCGGGUAUCGGACUGCGGCCCCGCGGAGGCCAAGCAGGCGGUGGACGCUGCGUACAAAGCGUUUCACUCCUGGAAGCAGUACACAGCCAAGGAGAGGAGCGUCCUGCUGAGGAAAUGGUUCGAGCUGCUGCUGCUGCACAAAGACGAGCUCGCCCAGCUGAUCACGUUUGAAUGUGGUAAACCGAUGCGUGAGUCUCUCGGGGAGAUCUCGUACUCCGCCUCCUUCCUCGAGUGGUUUUCUGAGGAGGCGCGGCGAGUUUACGGUGACAUCGUGCCGUCUCCAGCCAAAGACAGAAAGCUCCUCCUCCUGAAGCAGCCGGUGGGCGUGGCCUCCAUCAUCACACCGUGGAACUUCCCCAGCGCCAUGAUCACCAGGAAGGUCGGCGCCGCGCUGGCCGCCGGCUGCACGGUGGUGGUUAAACCAGCUGAGGACACGCCGCUAUCGGCUCUCGCACUGGCAGAGCUGGCGGAGCAGGCGGGGAUCCCGGCAGGGGUGUUCAAUGUGGUUCCGUGCUCCAGAGAGUCGACGCCCUCGGUCGGGCGGGUCCUCUGCACCGACCCUCUGGUGGCUAAAAUCUCCUUCACUGGAUCCACGGCGACCGGGAAGGUGUUGCUGAAAAUGGCCGCUGACACUGUGAAGAAGGUAUCUAUGGAACUGGGUGGCCACGCCCCCUUCAUUGUGUUUGACAGCGCAGACCUUGACAAAGCGGUGGGCGGAGCCAUGGCAUCCAAGUUCAGGAACUCGGGCCAGACGUGCGUGUGCUCGAACCGGUUUCUGGUCCAGAGUGCCGUCUACGAUCGCUUCGUGGAAAAGUUGGGGGGAGCGAUGGAUGCCGAGCUGCGUCUGGGUCACGGCUCGGAGCCCGACACCACGCAGGGGCCGCUCAUCAACGCCCGCGCCGCAGAGAAGGUGCUCCAUCAGAUUUCGGACGCCGUCUCCCGCGGGGCGAAGGUGGUGAAAGGUGGGAAGCGCCUCGACGGCUCAUUCAUGGAGCCGACUCUGCUGGCCGACGUCACCGCCGACAUGCUGUGCACGAAGGAGGAAACCUUUGGGCCGCUCGUGCCCGUCAUCAGGUUUAACACGGAGGAGGAGGCUCUGGCUGUUGCUAACGCGACCAGCGUCGGGCUGGCAGGUUACUUCUACUCGCAGGACGUGAGGCAGAUCUGGCGGGUGGCGGAGGCGUUGGAGUUGGGGAUCGUCGGCGUCAAUGAGGGGCUGGUGUCCACGCCAGAGGCCACGUUUGGCGGGGUGAAGGAAUCCGGCCUGGGCCGUGAGGGCUCCAAGUACGGCAUCGACGAGUACCUGGAAGUGAAGUACGUGUGCUUUGGAGGCCUCAAACCAUGAGGAGGAAGAGGAGGCGGUACAAGAGCUGUGACUCAGUGGAGGUGGUCGGAUUCUUUUAUUAACACGUGAUAACUCCUUCAAUAAAGUUUGAAUUCAUGCAGGAUCAAAAACGUUGUUUGUAAAUCACAUUUUGAAUCAGCUGUCGCUCCUCGCUUCUCUUUACUCCUUAUGCUCACACAGUCGGCAUCAGCGCAAAGCUUUUCUGAUUGGCUGCUUAUGCUUGUCAUAUUACACGAUGGUUCCGCCCACCAAAACUAAACAUGAAACAUCAAAGUUACAUGAAAAGCACAAAAGUUCAACAUUUACAAUGUAUUUCAGCCUCGCCGUCAGAGCGCCGGCCUCGCUGCAGCACACGAACCAUAAACGCGCGUUGGUCAGUCGCUCGCCACACGGGUGUUUAAACUUAUCUGAACCCAUCUCUCAGACUGGUGCUGAACUGCCUAAACUCAUACCAGUAGGAGGCGCUAA